This is a messenger RNA of Paramormyrops kingsleyae, 4275 nucleotides long. RefSeq names its product serine/threonine kinase 31 (gene stk31). Gene Ontology annotation, biological process: protein phosphorylation. Gene Ontology annotation, molecular function: ATP binding; protein kinase activity. The record is from RefSeq and is a predicted model, not a curated record. Lineage: Eukaryota; Metazoa; Chordata; Actinopteri; Osteoglossiformes; Mormyridae.
GGUGAGUGUCGACGGUUAGUCGGAUAUAAAUUAAACUGCAGGAAAAAAAUGUUUUUUCUUUUAUUAUUACUGGCAAUAGUUUAAUACUUUCUAAGUGUGUAAAACAUUGUUCGUGGUUUGUAGCAUGAAACUACAGCAAUGGAUAAAACUGUACCUGGGAAAAUGGAGCUUGUGGGAGUCACACACGUGGUGGACGCCAUUACAUUUUGGGCUCAGAAUGUCAGCGACGACCCCGCUGUGGAGAGGAUGACCAGCGUUUUGUCGGCGAGAUGCCCCACAGCUCGGAGGCUCACGGGGAAUCCCUGUCCUCAGAAGGUAUAUGGGGCACUGUUUUCAGAAGACCGAUGCUGGUAUAGGUGUAAGGUACAGCACCAUGAUGAUGACAAGUUUACAGUGUGCUACAUUGAUUAUGGUAAUAUGGAGCUUGUCAGCCGUUCAUCCUUGGUGGAGCUUCCAGAAGACCUUCAAACGGGGUGUUUGGCUAAGAAGUACAGGUUUUGGGGCUUCCAUGUAAACAGCGAUGAGGACUCGCAGCAUUUUGUACAGGGAAAGAUCUUCUUGCGCAACCUGAUUUACGGCAAGAAAUUACGGAUUCAGAAGAAGUCGGUGUGCUUUGACGGCACCAUCCUGGUCCACGCGUUUCAAGGGGACCUGGACAUCGGAGAGGAGGUCAUGAAGAUGAAGUUCGCCAAACUCAGUAUCCCCGGGUGCAGAGAGGGCUCUAACCCGACCUGGCAGGACCCCCUGGGGCCGUGGGGUCUGCGGACGCCAGAGCGCGCCUCUCAGGGGGACACUGUGCAGGCGGGCUCCCAAGUCCUCGUUCCCAAACCGCGUCCUGCCUUUCCAGAACAUGUGCCUCAGGUGCUAAAGGAGAAGAGCACGACCACGGCCCUGCAGCCCGCAAGCCUGCUGAAGAAGAAGCUGGACCAGGAGCUUAUGGAGGAGAAUGAGCGGCUGAAGGAGGAGAAGAGCGCACAGCAUCGCAGCGCCUUGCUCCUUGGGAAGGAGCUGACGGAGGCACAGACGGAGCUGCAGAGGAUGAAGGACAGCAGGAUGAGGGAUGCCAUAGAGAUACAGAAGCUGAAGGAGGACAACGGUGUUCUCCGGCAGAAGGCUGACGAGCUCGGGAAGCAGCUGCGGGACGUCCAGCAGGAGUUGCAGGUGACGAAGCAGCAGGUGACUGACAGCGUGGAGGUAGCAGACAAGCGUCUGGAGACGGCGGUAGGAGACAGGCUGGGCCAGUUGGCACAGAAGGUGGAGUCCUUAAGGGGUGUGAGAGAGGCGUGCGCCCGUGGCACCUACAGGGACAGCCUGCUGGAGGCCAUCGACAUAGUCGCACACAAUGGCAUCUCCUCUCCCGCAUCUUUGGAAAAGCUGGAGGCUGUGUGGAGGGAAUACGACCUGGCACAGGAUAUGGUGAAGGCCUGUCACAAGAGAGAGGACCUGGAAGAAUUGAUCGAGAAGAGAAAUGGUGUGAGGAGAAUGUUGGCCGUGGCUGUGGAUGACUUUAUUCAGGAAGUGGACGGGCUGCCCAUCAGCAAACGAAUGGACACUCUUGAGGCAGUGGGUGCCUCUCUUACUACGGUGUUUGGUUCCUUCUCGAUGGAGGAAGUCGGAGACGAGACCUUUGAACGGUUCAGACAGUGGAACAGUCAGAAACAGCAGGAGACCCAGUCUGUGAAGGAGGGGACUGACGAAACACUGAAAUUCCUGUGUUCCUGGUUUGAGAAGGUGGUCAAGUUUUUCAGUCUAUCCAGCGAGUCGCCCCCCCCCCUGAGUGUCACCGCCCCCCUGAGUGUCACCGCCAUGGGCGUGGAUGUCCUCCUGCAGAGGGCAGAGCUCAGCCUGUGCCAGGAGCUGGACGUCUCGCUCGCCGAGCAGAACAGUCGGGACAUGGAAAUAGUGUCAAGCGCCUUUCACAGAGUAAUGCAGAGGAUCGGGAAGGAGCAGAGUCUUCUGAGGGCUGUACGGGAGAAAUACCUUCUUAACUCGCAGUUUCAGGAAGAGGUCCUCCGCUGGCAGGACGACACUCCAAAGGCCGACCAGCUGUUCUCCAUCAAGAAGCGCAUCAAGAACUUGAGGUCACAGCUGCGCUGGAGGCUGGUGGAGCAGGGCAGCCUGGAGGAGGCAGAAGAGGUGGACCUCCCAGAGAUUGAAAAGAAAAAUACUGAGAUUGAACUGACCAGGAAUGCCCUUUUCCAGGAGAUCGGCCUGGAGAAGGAGGAAUAUAGAAAGCUGGCUGUUCUGGCCAGGGGGGGUUUUCCUGAGCUGCCGCUGCUCUACCACGACGCAGACCUCCUCAGCUUCAUGAAUUCUGAGGGGCUGGUGGUGAAGAGCCUUGACCGGGACCUUUUCGCCAGCGUGCCCCUGCGAGAACUGAGCUCCCGGAGACCCCUCGUGUGCACAGAGUUCCAGGGCCAGCAAGUUGUCCUUAAGGGUUACUGUGUCGAUGCCCAGUCAGAGGCCAGCACGGUGGAGAGAGCCACCCAGUACUACAGGGCAAGUAUGUUUGGUGAGGAGCAGAAAGGACUGCUGCCCCUGCUGGCACUGUUCUUUGGCAAGUCCGACCCCAUGGCCUACGUCAUGGUGCCAUACAUUCCCUGUGGCAUGUUGCAGCUUGUGCAGAACUCCAGCCCUCUUAACACUUCCGAAAUCACGACCGUCAUGAGGGGGGUGGUCCUGGGGCUGCGGACGCUGCACGGCUCUGGCGUCAUCCAUGGCUCGCUGCACCCCAGCAACGUGUUCGUCUUCGGGCGGGAGCAGGGGCUGCUGGGAGAUUUCGAUUUCACCAAGGACCCGGACCAACGUGUUGCUGACCCCAGGAUGCUGGCCGGGGCCCUCAGCCUGGUUGCCCCAGAGGUUGCCCAAGGAGAGCCCCCCUCCCCCGCCUGCGACAUGUACGCUUUGGGCUGUCUGCUGUUGUGGCUGCACUUUCCAGAGGUCAAGUUUGCACUGAAGCCUGAUGGAUGCCUAUCAGAUACGAGUGAAAUGAAAUUGGACCCGAGGCUCCGGAUUCUGCUGCCCCAGCUUUUGUGUUCCUCUUCGCGAAGAUUAGCGGCGUCUGAUGUUCUGUCACACGAUUACUUCUCCGGGCAAUGAUGUCUGGCGGUGGUCCUUCAGUCAUAACAUGAUGAAGAGUUUGACAGUUGGAAAUGCUCCAGUUCAUUGCGAGGUUUUCCUUUUCGAUUUCAAAUUUUCCUGCAGAUUGGAACAGUUUUUUUUUGUUCGAGAAAUGCCACCAGUAUUUGUUCCGUUUAUUGGUCUGUGUUCUGACAGCUGUUUAAAACCAGUAAAGUGAGUUUUUCUCCUUAAUCCAAGAAUCUGCCCUGUAUGUUGUUGCUCUGACAACGUCAAUAAACACUAACAGCAAAAGAAUUUCUCGGCAACUAAUAAAAUAUGGACCUACAGUAUAAUUCAUAGACUACAGGUCUUCUCCAAGUAAGAGUGAUGGUAGGAAUGAUGCUUCAAAACUCAUUGUUAAUGGGUUUUUUUUUUUUUGCUUGUCAGUCAACCCAUUUAGCCAUUGUGUGAUUGGCUAUUUUAUCAUCUCAUCUUCAGUUAAACCAAUCAGUUAUUGGCAAUGUGAAGUGAUUCUGCCCACUUGUUUUCCAAGCUUUUGAUUCUGCCUCCUCCUAACUACAAACUUCAGAAGUUUAUGCAUUCAGACUCCAACCAUUAUUAUUUCAAUACCAAAAGUUGGCCACCAUAAGGAACACAGUCAAAUGGAACCUGUGUUUUUUUUAUACUUUGGACACCAAUAACUAAUUUCAUGCAAUUUUUUUCUGAGCUGCUUUGUGCAACCUCUCUUCAUAAAGUCUGUUUAGUUCACGGUGCCCCGUCUUCCACUGACUGAAUGAUAAUGGAGCUGCCAGUGGAAAUUGCAGGCUUCCAUCACUUGGAAAUUUCUCAAAUUCUCCCCUUUAAAAUGCUCCUCAGAAAUAACUAUUUUCUUUAUCAGCUGAAAAGCUCACUGCCUUUCUAAGUUUAGAAUUAUGACAUUUGCUUCCACGAGCCCUCCCCUUUUUAUAUAAAAAAUGAUCUGUGUAUGUGUAUUGGUUGAAAGGCUUAAAUUAUUAAUAGUUUUUGAUCGCUUUCCUUUUUCAGCUCUAAAAAAAUGCAGGAUGGUUUCAGUGCUUUUGAGAGUUACGCCUCUGGGCAAAAGCCUCUACUAAGUAUGUAAAUGUGAAGUGUUUACAUCUGACCAGAAAUUCACAGCCUUCUGAUGUAACAUUUGUUUGAAAAGUAAUUAAAAUUGAUUUAUUGUUUUGACAUUAA